Messenger RNA from Lathyrus oleraceus (garden pea), 317 nucleotides. RefSeq names its product myosin-8. The record is from RefSeq and is a predicted model, not a curated record. The transcript has 3 exons. Gene Ontology annotation, cellular component: cytoplasm; actin cytoskeleton; myosin complex. Lineage: Eukaryota; Viridiplantae; Streptophyta; Magnoliopsida; Fabales; Fabaceae. Gene Ontology annotation, biological process: actin filament organization. Gene Ontology annotation, molecular function: actin filament binding; microfilament motor activity; ATP binding. Bases 6 to 317 code for a protein of 103 amino acids.
UCAAAAUGGAGCAAGAGGAAUAUACAAAGGAAGAAAUUGAUUGGAGUUAUAUAGAGUUCGUUGAUAAUCAAGAUGUUCUCGAUCUUAUUGAGAAGAAACCUGGCGGCGUUAUUGCUCUUCUGGACGAGGCCUGUAUGUUUCCAAGAUCAACGCACGAAACAUUUGCUGAAAAGCUAUAUCAAACACUUAAGGACAAUAAGCGAUUCAGCAAACCGAAGUUGUCACGAACUGACUUCACCAUCAAUCACUAUGUUGGUGAUGUGAGUAAAAUACAUUUUGGUCUACGCAGUUAUAUCAACCAUGAAAUAAAAAGUUAA